Amborella trichopoda is the source of this 6427-nucleotide messenger RNA. The record is from RefSeq and is a predicted model, not a curated record. NCBI's taxonomy places the organism in Eukaryota, Viridiplantae, Streptophyta, Magnoliopsida, Amborellales, Amborellaceae.
UCUUUGCUGCAACAAGUAAAGGAUGGAUGAGAUUACUGUUGUUGAAGAAGAUGGUGGACGAUCAAAUGGUGAUAGUAGUAGCAGCAGAAGCAGUGGAGCGAGAACGGUCGGCGAUGUCCCUGAGCCCUUCGACAGUGAAGCCCUCCCUCCCACGAUUAUUGAGAUUCGCCCCUUCCUUCGUGUGGCCAACGAGAUCGAGCACGACUACCCCCGUGUUGCUUAUCUCUGCCGUGUCCAUGCCCUAGAAAGAGCACACAUCAUGGAUCCUCAUUCAACAGGUCGUAAAGUUCGACAAUUCAAAACUCUUCUUCUGCAAAGGCUCGAACGGGAUGAAAAAGCCACUGAAUCAAAGAGGAAGGCAAAUAGUGAAAGACGUGAACUUCAUAAAUGUUAUGAAGACUACUCAAAAUACACUCAAGCUAAGUCAGCAAAUAGAGAGCUGUUCACAAAAGCCAAUGAAAUCACUUCAGUUCUGCUUGAAGUAUGGACAGCAAUCACAUCCGGAGCUCCUGAGGUCCUUUCGGCUGGUAAAGAUGUCAAGGGAAAAGCUGGUUUGUAUGUUCCCUACAAUAUCCUUCCACUCGAUCCUGGAGGUGCAGAACAGGCAAUAAUGCAGUUACUCGAGAUUAAAGCUGCAGUUGCAGCUCUUCACAAUAUACGGGGUUUACAUUGGCCAAAAGAUGCUGACGAAAGGGAAAAUUGUAGGGAUUUACUUGAUUGGCUGCAGUUCACUUUUGGGUUUCAGAAAGGAAAUGUUGCCAAUCAGCGGGAGCAUCUGAUUCUAUUGCUUGCAAACAUACACAUAAGGCUGAACCCAAAGCCGAAGUUAUUAUCAAAGCUAGAUGACAGAGCCCUGAAUGAACUUAUGAAUAAGUUGUUCAAGAAUUAUUUGACCUGGUGCAAGUUCUUAGGCCGGAAAAACAACCUGUGGUUGCCAACUAUUCACAUUGAAGAAUUACAGUACAAAAUUUUGUAUAUGGGACUUUACCUUCUCAUAUGGGGAGAGGCUGCAAACUUGAGGCUUAUACCAGAGUGUCUGUGUUACAUGUUUCAUCAUAUGGCAUAUGAACUACAAGGGGUGCUAUCUGGUACCAUUAGUUUGCUUACAGGUGAAAAGGUUGUACCAGCUUCAGUCCAUGGAGGAGGACCCGAGGCUUUUCUCGACAAUAUAGUUACUCCUAUCUACAGAGUUAUAUAUGAGGAAGCUCAAAAAAGCAAAAAUGGGACUGCUAGACAUUCCCAGUGGAGAAAUUAUGAUGAUUUAAAUGAAUUUUUCUGGUCUCCUGAUUGUUUCCAACUAGGUUGGCCCAUGCGUACCGAAACAAAUUUCUUCUUUGUAUCAGGGCCAACUGGUUGUGAUGUUACCAGAAAAAAGUGGGCAUUGAAGAAGGAUAAAUUGUUAAAGGAGGAAGCAUGCCAUUGUGAGGAGGCUUUGGAAGAAGUUGGUGUUCCGGCAGAAUUGGAGAUGGAUAAAUCCUUAACGGAGGCACAUUAUCAGGAGGGUUUGAAAGAAGUUGGUGUUCAGGGAAAGAUUAAGACUUCUAUGAAGGGAGAUUACAAAUCAUGUUGGAUUGGCAAGACUAAUUUUGUGGAAAUUCGCUCAUUUAUGCACCUGUUCAGAAGCUUUUAUCGAAUGUGGACCUUCUUUAUACUCGCCCUUCAGGCAAUCCUCAUAAUGGCGUGGCAUGAUUUGAGGUCACCUAUUCAACUUUUUGAUGAAACACUGCUGGAAGACAUGAUGAGUAUAUUCAUAACAUCAGCUGUUAUUAAACUUGUACAAGCUGUUCUUGAUGUAAUUUUCACAUGGAAAGCAAGAAAAAACAUGAAGUUUUCACUUAGGCUCAGAUACUUCCUGAAGAUUGCUACCGCUGCUAUUUGGGUUAUCAUUUUUUCAGUUUAUUAUGCUCAUCCAAACAAAAAUUCAACUUGCAUUGCCAAAUUACAUGGUAGUUGGGUUUCAAUAUGGAGGUGUCCUUCAUCCUACACAUCAGCAGUUGCCAUCUACUUGUUGGUCAAUGCCAUCAGAAUGGUAUUAUUUUUCUUCCCUGCAAUGAGCAGCUAUAUUGAAACUUCGAAUUGGAGAGCUUUAACCCUUUUGACUUGGUGGGGACAGCCUCGACUCUAUGUUGGACGAGGAUUGCAAGAAAGCAUGUUUUCCGUUGUGAAGUACACAUUUUUCUGGAUGCUAUUGUUGAUAAGCAAAUUAUUGUUUAGCUAUUAUUUUGAGAUUAAACCUUUAAUGGAACCUACAAAGCAAAUCAUGGAAAUGAGUGUAAGCAAGUACGACUGGCAUGAAUUUUUUCCAAAAGUGAAAAACAAUGCCGGUGCCAUACUUGCCAUUUGGGCUCCUGUUAUAUUGGUAUACUUUAUGGACACUCAAAUAUGGUAUGCAUUUUUCUGCACUAUAUUUGGUGGGAUUUGUGGUGCCUUCCGGCACCUUGGUGAGAUACGUACAAUGGGGGCACUAAGGACUAGAUUCCAGUCUUUGCCAGGUGCUUUCAAUGCCUGCCUUAUGCCGACCACUUCAAACAAAGAUCACAAGAAAAAUGUGGGAUGCUUUUUCCUGAAAUGUUCUCCGAAGGUAUCUGGUUGUUCUGAAAAUGAUGGUGCCAAAUUCGCGCUUGUGUGGAAUCAAAUAAUCAGCAGUCUCCGUUCAGAAGACCUUAUAAGCAACAUGGAGAUGGAUCUUUUGAAUGUACCAUAUUCAUUGGAGUUAAGUUCCAACCUCGCUCAUUGGCCACUAUUUCUGAUUGCUCCCAAGUUCCAAGCUGUGGUGGACCUAGCUAAGAAUUUUAUUGGGAAAGAUAAGGAACUCUACAGGAAAAUUAGAAAGGAUGCUUACAUGUUCUGUGCUGUGAAGGAGAGCUUUGAAUCUUUGAAGUGUAUCCUUGACAUCCUUGUUGUGGGUAAACGGGAAAGAAGCAUUGUUUAUUACAUAAUACAUGAAGUUGAAGCAAGUAUUAAUAGAUCAAGCCUCCUGAGUGAUUUUAAAAUUUCUGAGCUUCCACUUCUAUGCUCUACAGUUGUUCAGCUCGUUGAUUUUCUGUUUGAAAACAAGGAAUCCUCUCGAGAUACAGUAAUCAAACUGCUGCAGGAUGUUGUUGAAAUUGUUGCCAGGGAUAUGAUGGUAAAUGGGCCCAGUAUUGGUGACUCAUUUUCUUCCUCUGAGUCUGAACUGAUGCAUGAGGUCCCUACGAUGCUGAAUGGAGUAAUUGAAGCUCCUCUAUUUUUAUCGAUGGAUCCCCCUGCCAUUUGUUUUCCGCUGCCAGCUGUUGGCUCUUUAAAGAAGCAGGUCAAGCGUCUACGAUUGUUGCUUAGUGUCAAUGAGUCUGCAAUGGAUGUCCCCUCGAACUUGGAAGCUCGACGGCGCUUAUCUUUCUUUGCGACUUCUCUCUUUAUGGACAUGCCCACAGCACCCAAAGUUCGUAAUAUGCUCUCAUUCAGCGUAUUGACCCCCUACCUAAUGGAGGAGGUUAUGUUCUCUGAAGAUGAACUCCAUUCAGCUCAGGAUGGUGUAUCUAUUGCCUCCUACAUGCAGAAAAUAUACCCAGAUGAGUGGAAAAACUUUUUGGAACGUAUAGAGUGUGAAAAUGGAGAAGAUAUCAAAGAGAAUAACAAACAGAAAGAGCUGUGCGAAUGGGCCACUUUCCGAGGACAGACACUAAGUCGAACAGUUAGAGGAAUGAUGUACUAUAGGAAGGCACUAAAACUUCAAGCUUUUCUAGACAUGCCUAAAGAUGAAGGCUUAUGGGCUGUAGGGUGGGAAGAAGUUAGAAGUCAACGCCCACUGUCAGCACAAUUGAAGGCCAUAACUGAUAUGAAAUUUACAUAUGUUGUAUCCUGUCAAAUGUUUGGGGCACACAAAUCUUCUGGGGAUCGGCAUGCACAGGAUAUUGUAAACCUCAUGAUCAAAUAUCCAUCACUCCGGGUUGCUUACAUUGAGGAAAAGGAACAGAUUGGAAAUGGAAAAGCUCACAAGGUUUAUUCUUCUAUACUGGUCAAGGCAGUCAAUAAUCUGGACAAGGAAAUAUAUCGCAUCAAGCUCCCGGGGCCACCUAAUAUUGGAGAAGGGAAGCCAGAGAACCAAAAUCAUGCCAUAAUAUUUACACGUGGUGAAGCCCUUCAGACCAUUGACAUGAACCAAGACAACUAUUUAGAAGAAGCCUUAAAAAUGAGAAAUGUCUUACAAGAAUUCCUUAAACAUCAUGGAAAGCGUCAUCCAACCAUUCUUGGUCUUAGAGAACACAUAUUCACGGGAAGUUUCUCCUCUUUGGCUGGAUUCAUGUCUCACCAAGAAACCAGUUUUGUCACUAUUGGGCAAAGACUUUUAGCAGACCCUCUUAAAGUGCGUUUCCACUAUGGUCACCCAGACAUAUUUGACAGAUUGUUCCACAUAACAAGGGGUGGCAUAAGCAAGGCAUCCAAAGUUAUAAACUUGAGUGAAGAUAUAUUUGCUGGAUUCAACUCAACUUUGCGGCAAGGAAAUGUGACCUACCAUGAAUACAUACAAGUUGGUAAAGGCCGUGAUGUUGGUCUCAACCUGAUUACGAAAUUUGAAGCCAAAGUAGCCAACGGAAAUGGUGAACAGACACUAAGUCGCGAUUUAUAUCGGCUUGGACAUCAUUUUGACUUUUUUCGAAUGCUAUCCUGCUACUUCACAACCAUUGGAUUCUAUUCUAAUAGUCUGAUCAUGGUGCUGGCAGUUUAUGCUUUUCUAUAUGGGCAGCUUUACCUGGUGCUUAGUGGGCUGGAGAAAGCAAUCCUAGAAAAAGUUGGAAGAAAGCACAUUGAGUCUCUUGAAUCAGCUUUGGCUUCCCAGUCAUUUAUCCAGUUUGGGCUUCUAACAGGUUUACCCAUGGUAAUGGAGAUCGCACUUGAGAGAGGAUUCCGUGCUGCUUUGAGCAAAUUCAUCACAAUGCAGUUAAAGUUGUCAUCUGUUUUCUUCACAUUCUCCCUUGGAACGAAAACCCAUUAUUAUGGCCGAACUCUACUUCAUGGAGGUGCUAAGUAUAGGGCCACAGGUCGUAGGUUUACGGUGUUCCAUGUGAGUUUUGCAGAGAACUAUCGACUAUACUCACGUAGCCACUUUGUGAAAGGAUUUGAAUUGAUUAUUCUCUUGAUUAUCUACAAUAUGUAUGGUCAAUCCCUCAAGAGAAGCUUCAUAUGCAUGGUAGUCACAUAUUCCAUUUGGUUCACAGUGGUUACCUGGCUAUUCGCCCCUUUUCUGUUUAAUCCUUCAGGAUUUAAGGGGCAGGAAAUUGUUGAGGAUUGGAAGGCUGAGGGUCAAAAGAUUGUUGAGGAUUGGAAGGGUUGGAAAAAAUGGAUCAAGAACUCUGGAGGCAUUGGAGUGCAACAGGAAAAGAGUUGGGAAUCUUGGUGGGAUGCAGAGCAGAGUCAUCUGAAAUAUUCCGGAUUGAGUGGAAAAAUAAUUGAAAUUAUUCUUUCACUCAGAUUUUUCGUUUAUCAAUAUGGCCUUGUUUAUCAUCUCGAUAUAACUCAUGAAGAAAAGAGUAUCCUGGUAUACACACUUUCUUGGAUUGUGAUUGCAACCUUACUCAUUGCCAUCAAGGCUGUCAAUAAAGGACGCCAGUUUCUUGGUGCACAAUUUCACUUUGAAUACAGGCUUCUUAAGGUCUGUUUGUUCUUGGGGGCCUCAUCAAUCCUCCUUGUGCUCUUCUCUGUCUAUGGCCUCUCUUUAAUGGACGUGUUUGUGUGCUGCCUUGCUUUUCUACCCACUGGGUGGGGCUUGCUGAUGAUUGCACAAGCAGUGAGGCCUUUGAUUGAAGACACAAGAUUAUGGGAAUCUGUUCAGGUGUUGGCUCAAGCUUAUGAUUAUGGGAUGGGGUUUAUCCUUUUUAUUCCUGUGGCUAUACUUGCUUUGAUCCGAGAUGUAUCAGACCUUCAGAAAUUACUUCUCUCCGGGCAGGCCGUCGCAUGCAAAGUACGAAUACGACCCGUCCUCGCAGGAGAAGAUAAAUACAAGUGAUAAUCAGCUGCUGUCAUAGUUUGGGAGCAUGAUUCUUCCCUCUUCUUUGUGGAGCUAUGGAGAUGGUCAAACUAUUAUGACCAUCAUCGCAAUGCACCUAUGGCCAUGUGCUUACGGCACGAUAACCACAACACUAGCUCCAAGGUUCAAAUCCCAGAUAGAUGGAAUAAAAUAUAUAUCAUUAUCACCUUAUGCCGCAUUUUUUGUGCAAUCAAUUGUCUAAUAUUCCUGCCACUCGUUAAUUGUACAUAAUUUGGGAACCAAUAGGACUUGGUAACAAUUUUACUAACCUCUUUGUGGCCCUUAUGACGGGCCUACAUACUGUAUCAGAUUAGCGCUAUCCCUUUGAUAGACAACUCUGUAAAUGGUGGUGGUAACAGGUCAAUACGUUAUCUUAUAGUAACAGUACUGAUUUUAAAAGAUUCGAGCCUUUUAUCAUUA